GACCAACAUUAAUUUCAUAUUUAAAAGAAGUUCUAUUACCUCAAUUAUAUCUAUCUUUAAAUAAUCUUUCAAAAAUUGAUGUAUUAAUAGCAUUUAGAAAAUGUGCUGAACAUCCUUAUAGUCAAAAUAUUUAUGAUGUUGCUUAUUUAUUAAUGAAUAAAUCUAAUAAUGAUAAUCCUUAUAUAAGAACUAUUAAAUUAUUUUCAUGUAUUGAGCAUGAUACUAAAAAACCAAUAAAAUUUUAUAAUAUUCAUAAUCAAGAUAUUGGAUGUGUUCUUGCAGAUGAGCAUUAUGAUCAAGCUUUAG
Racocetra persica is the source of this 306-nucleotide messenger RNA. The record is from the annotation of a GenBank genome assembly. NCBI's taxonomy places the organism in Eukaryota, Fungi, Glomeromycota, Glomeromycetes, Diversisporales, Gigasporaceae.